Diaporthe amygdali is the source of this 4623-nucleotide messenger RNA. RefSeq lists its product as uncharacterized. Gene Ontology annotation, molecular function: guanyl-nucleotide exchange factor activity. The transcript has 2 exons. The record is from RefSeq and is a predicted model, not a curated record. Bases 1 to 4623 code for a protein of 1540 amino acids. Lineage: Eukaryota; Fungi; Ascomycota; Sordariomycetes; Diaporthales; Diaporthaceae.
AUGGUUCGAGUUACCGAUGAGCUGGCAUUGACGCCAGGAAAUGUCACUCUUUACUACGCUUACGACUCUCUGCUGGGGGACCUCCCUUUCUUGAUCUUCCACGGUCCAUCUACUACCGCCAACUUCACACACAACUCCUCGCGCAUCCAGAUACAUAUCUUCAGUCCUGCUGGCUUGCAGUCGUACCCGCGCAUAACCAUCUCCCCAAAUUCUCCCUUCUAUGGUGUGGUCAGCCACUUACCUCGCGAGUGCCAAGGCGAUGAGACAUCGAGGGGACUCGCCUUUGGCCUCUUCAAGUACUUCACUGAGCUGCCCGAGGCCGUCAAAGGUCACCUGAGGAAGCAGUAUCCCGCCACGAAAGGGAGCCGCCCUGGCUCAGCCCCUGCCUUGUUCAGCGAACAACAUGCAGCUAAUCUUGCCCAGCGCAUGGAGACGUCAGACAACACAACAGAGGUGAUCAAUUCUUUGCAAUCAGCUCUGCGGACCCAGCACAUCAGCAAUGUCGACAUUGACCUUGUGUUACCGCCCGGCUCCAUCACCCAACUCAACAACGCCGAGUUAGAGGAGGUACCUGAGGACGAGGACGAUUUGAUAGACCCAACGCUUCGCCAAUAUGGCAGUUACACGCCAUUGGUCAGGCUCUGGGGUGAGCCUGUGUUUUUGCCGACAUCCAGGUUGAGGAGAGCCCCAUCAAAACCGACCUCGCUGAACAGAGGCAAGUCCUUCUCGAAAGACCAGAAGGAAGACCUACGGAUGAAAUUAGUCGAGCUUGUCGAGACGGAAGAGCGCUAUGUCGCAAAGUUGAACGAGCUUGUCAAGCACAUCGCGGAUGACUUUCGCCAGACUGCCAAAGGUCGCCCGCCAGGCAGCCUCAGCCCGACCGAGGAGGACGUCGAUAGGCUUUUCCCGAAGUCUGCUGACUCCAUUUUGGAGCUCAACUCUGCGUUCGUACAAGAACUCCGCAGGGUCAUGGACGAUACUGAGGAAGACGCGACAAGGGACUUGGAAUCAUCUCAAGGGAGUACCCGGGCAGGCGGUUCUGUGAGGGUGAAGGACCCAAGUGGUGCUCUCGCUGUAGCGAGGCUCUUCGUCGAAUGGUUCCCAAAGUUUACUGAGAGCUAUCAAGAUUACAUUCGGGCGAGCCAGCACUUUCCACAACUCCUGAACAGCUUCUUGGAUAAGCAGUCCAGCUUCCGGCAAAGGGUCGCCCAAAAAGGAGAACAGACAGUCCGCUCCAUAUUAAUCGAGCCUGUGCAGCGCCUGCCUCGGUACAGCCUUCUCAUCGAUCAGAUCGUGGGCUGCAUACCCAUAACACAUCCUGCCCUGCAGCUUAUGCUCAGAGCCAGAGACAUCAUCACCAACAUCUGCUCCAUGGACGAACCGUUGGUAGACAAGCCACAUGUGACGGGCCGUCUUCGAAGCAUGAUCGAAAACUGGCCACUUGAUCUUGAACCACAAGGUCGAUUAAUUACAGCAAUCGACCUUGCCCAGCUUGCGCCACCUUUCAACGCUGAAUCCCCCCAGCUAAACGACCUCGGCAACAUCCUUCUGCUUUUCUCCGAUUGUGUCGCUGUGGUCAGCAAGAAGUCCAGCUCCAGUCCCACGGGCAAAGAGCUGAUCAGGGAGAUCGACAAGCCCUCUGCGGCUGGGCUGCUCGCGUCAAUGACUAAUGCGGCGGGUGGCGAGGGAUCUUAUGAGCUUGCCUUUGUGGGAUGGCACAAUCUCGCCGAUGUUCGAUUUACAGAGUCUGAUGACGGUCGGUUGUUGUGGAUGACAUCUACCCAGGAGAUGAAGGCAGCCCAGACCAGCGAAGGUGCAAGCAAGGCCAUAACCGCUCAGUGUUACUUACUCCAUGAAGCUUAUGAGGGCAAGGCCGCCAAACUAAGCGAGGAAAUCGUCAAGGCCCGCAUCGAAGGUCGAUUCUCGGAAGCAGAACGUGAGACGCCUGUCUGGACGCUCCGAUCCGUAAGGCUGCCGGAGAACAACCUCGGCAUGCAUGCCGCAGUGUUUCAGGAAGCUGCAGAACAACUUGUCGAAGGCCGCAGGGAACCUGCUCCCAUUCGAAUCGUGGUCGAUAACGAGAAAGGCACUAAGGGGCAUCCAGUUGGGCAUUAUGGAGUCGAAAUCGUGACGGAGGUUCGAAGUGGAAACUUGAAGCGCCUGCGCAUGACUACGCUGGGCCUGAAUGGCAAGCAAUAUGCUGAUGAUGUUGCUCUGGAAGACCUGUUGCCUACUCUUUCCAGACGAAUCAUUCAACUGCUCAGCACUCAGUUCAGUGUCGCCAACUAUCGGCUGGCUCCGGCCAUAGUGUCCUACUACUCUAAGAUUGCGAGGACUCUCAUCUUCGGCUCGAGAGAGCAGAAAACGAGAUCCUUAUUCAACUCAUCUCCUGUCAAGAUGCUGUCGAGUUUCCUUAGUGGUAGCACGUCUGAUGUUACUUCGACGAGCCCACCUAAACAGCAUCGUGCUGGUCUGCUCAGCCCUCCGCCACUAAUUGCCCGAGCAGGCAGUUCUAAAGAAUCACUCGUGGACUCCAUAAGAAGUCGAACCAGCCGGGAUACUAUUGGUCUUCCCGGCGAUGAUGAACGGCCUGACAACCCUCUUGUGCGACUCGAGCAAACUUUCACUGGUUACGUCGCGGUUCUGCAAUCACGGAAAGGUCAUUUCAUCGGUCACCUACUGAUAAACCGAUCAACGGCUGAUGAGCUGACUGUCAAUGACUUGUACAACCGUUUGAUUGAGAGCCCUUUCGACUUAGAGUCGUCUUCCGAAGUCAGUGCGGAAACCGUCUUCGUGGCCUUUGAGAAGUUUGUGCGCAUUGCAUGGCGAGAACAAAUGGGACCUGUCAUGUCCACCCAGCACUUAGACUUGCUCCUCGAGCGAGCAAGUAGGAAAGUUCCUGGUGAAUUUGGCGACUUCGUCCGAUAUCUCUUUAACGAGAUGGCGCCGCAAAACCGAAGGGCCUUCACCGCGCUGAUCAAGCUUCUUGAGGAUUUGCUCGAGGGUUGUAGCAACGACAGUGAUCGCGGUGCUUUGACUGUCGCCUUCGCGGAGCUCCUGGUCGACGAUGGCAGCGCCCAAAACUACAUCAAUCUUCUCGAUCGCCUUGUCGAAGAUUGUGACCGAAUAUUCGAGGACCCUCUGGCCGCGCUCACCAGCUCCUUUGAGCGCACACUGGCAUACGAGUCCCUCAACUCGAACUCGAACUACCAUAGCUACAAGUCUAGUGGCUCUCUGACGUCCAACACAUCCUCUCUUCGACGGAAGUUUGGCUUCGAUAAUCUCCUCAGACAGAACAGCAAGACCGAAGGUGAUCGUCCUUCGGUGUGGCGCACCUUGAGCAAACAUGGAAGACACCCAGCGACAGGAGACAGCUCUAGUCUUGGCAGGUCUGCAAUCAACCGGUCAAAGUCGAUUGAUGUUGGUGUGCCUACAAUACCAAACAAGCUUAGACGGCCAGGUUCACGCGAUAGGCCGCGUGUUGCUGGCGCGUUUGAUGACAUGAGCGUACGGCCACCAAACACGCAUCGUCCGGGAAGCUCCCACCGUCUUGAAUCUGGCUUGGAAACAAUCGGUGAACCAGAGACUGAGCUCCUUGAGCCACCCAGAUCUCCGAAGAAGAAGCGCAGGAGCUCACUUUCAGACCUCAAGAACCUCAUGGAGAUUACCACCACGGAAGCACCGCCACCCAUGCCCCUGAACGUGACGAAGAAGACUUCCGAAAAGGUCAAUGCCGCACCUCCUCGCAUUCCAGUGCCUUCGUCCAAAAUACCACUGAGCCCUACCAAGUCAAAACCAAGCCCACCGCCAACCAGCAAACUCCCAACAACGCCUCAAUCUCAAAGCCUCCGUUCGCCACGCCAGAAGGAAAACCCUGCCCACGAACCAUUCCAAAGCAUGUUCUCCACUCCUCAACCUCCGUCGUCAGGUUCCUCAUUACGCAGAAAACACGCAAAGACGCUGUCAUCAUCAAAUAUUCCGUCCCUCAGACCAUCUCGUCUCCCCAUGGCUGGCGUCUUCAGUCCAACAACCACCGACUUUUCUCGUUCGACCAACAGCGUGGGCAGGUCUUCAACCCAGAGAUUGAAACUGCAGUCUCCGCAAAAGCUCAGGGAGCGGCUGGAAUCGGAGAAGAAGGCGAUAGAAGACGUUGACUCCGGCCUAAAGACGGAGCUAUCUCGCAUAUCGGCAGACAUGGCUCGAGUAAACAACACGAUGCCGCGCUCCGCCACCAAUGACCUGCGCAAGCUGUCAGCCUCUAUGAAAGCGCUGGACGACCGGAUACCGCAGGUGCUGCAGGAGCUGGAUGAGCGGCAGAGGGCUAUCAAGGAGGACUUGGAAGCGUCGCUCAAGGCCAGCGAGGCCAAGGUCAAGGCCAUCGACCAGCUGUACAAGGAGGCUACGGCAGAAAAUGAGCUGCUGUACGAGAAGUUUCACUCGGAGCUCGGCAAGAUCGUCAAGGCCAUCAAGGGCAAGGGCCGCGAGGACAGGGAGGAGCUCGUGGGCAAGCUCAAGGACUCGAGCGAGGAGACUGCUUACGUCAAGAAGGAGAACGCCAGGCUCAGGAGGGAGAUUGUCAGCCUCCGUUCAUUACUCAAGGGCGGUACAAGCAGGGAUGACUGA